Messenger RNA from Frankliniella occidentalis (western flower thrips), 7588 nucleotides. RefSeq names its product collagen alpha-1(I) chain-like. Bases 700 to 6321 code for a protein of 1873 amino acids. The record is from RefSeq and is a predicted model, not a curated record. Lineage: Eukaryota; Metazoa; Arthropoda; Insecta; Thysanoptera; Thripidae. The transcript is spliced from 9 exons.
UUCGCCCCCGCCCCUCCUCCAGCAUCCACCACCCGUGACUCGUCCGUCAAUCUACGUCAAAGUUGGAAAUUUUUGAUCAUUUUCGGUUUUGGGCUUGUCCCAAGUAGAAACGAUUCAAUGUCUAUCAUUUACGAUAGAUUAACUUGUGUAAUAUAGCAAUGGACACGUUGUUCCGGGUCUCACUCAGCUCAAGUUCCAGUUUCUGUUGCCUAGAGGCAGCAUGUCACAGAGGUUAAGAGGGUCAUGUGUAAAGUUAUCGAUGGAGCUUUCGAUUGUUUUGAGUGCAAUGCAGAACAGAUUUUGACAGCAAGCACCGCCGGCGCUAUCCGAGCCACCCCGUGAUAGCUGUAGAACCAGUGAGUGCCGGUGACUGUCGUCCGUGUUCGGCUCGAUCGGGGUGCAUCCAUCGGUCUCUUUUGCGGCUCACGGCUCUCCCCUCAGCUCGCCUAUCCCGUGAGUCCUCAUAAUUCCCCACCCUUUCCUCUUUCGUGCGACUGCGCGCCGGGCCACGGGUCCGAGGCUGCGGCCACGAGCCCGCGCCGCGGUGAGAAUAAAUCUCCACGAUUCGGUGCUUGGACGACUGUCGACAGAGGUGUCUUACAGGGUCAUGGAGCUGUACAAAGUGAGUGGCCCGACAACUGCCUUGUCAGCUGUUGCCAAUUCGGUGUAAGGUUGGUCUGCAAGUCGAGGUACCAUGCUAUGGUUCGCUUUGGUUUGGACUACAAUAGAAGCCGGAGUGGGGUAAAAUUGGGGGUAAAGAGGCUGCCACGCCCACAGUUGGCCCGGACGUGUUCGGGUCGUUCCACCGUCGUGUCGAUAAAACAACCAAGUAAAAAGCAUCUAAUUGCGCGGGGGAGGGGGCUGCUGGUGGCCCUUAGUGUCAUCGCAGUGGUCGUCGGCGCACAAGAAUACCAGCAUCGGGGUGUGGAGCGGUCCGAGGACUUGGACAGCAUUCUGAACAUCGAGGAUGACGACAAGAAGCAGUACCUCGAUCAGAAUUUUAAUGCCAGCACAUACGAUUUUGGUUACGAAAUCGGUCCUAGUGGCCAAUUUCAUCACGAGGACAAGGGUCCGGACGGCAUCGUGUACGGAUGCUACGGAUACGUGGACCCUUUCGGCAAGCUCUCCGUGACGCACUACCUGUCAGACGGCUGGGGCUACCGCACCGUCACACCAGGACAGGCAGUGGAGCUGUUCCUCCAUCCUCACGACCCUAGUCACCACCACGAGGAGCACGGAGACAAUGGCGACCACGACGAUCACCACAACCAUCAUGACCACCACGGCGUUAUUACCCCGUACGCUCAACUUCAUUUCCCUAAGGGAUGCGGAGUGAAAGGAAACGCGCCCCAGGCUCGGCCUCCUCAGAGCGGCGCUGCCAACUCAGAAGCCUUGGGCACAAUCGGCCAGAGGCCACAAGGAGGUUCGUCACCAGUUGACAACAACCAAAUAGGAGAGGGGCCAGGGAAUUAUGGGCCAAUUCCAGUAUCUCAAAGACCAUCCCGCCCAGCUGGUGCUACUCAAGCUCCGACAGGAUCAGGCUCAUACGGACAAACUGGACAGUCAGGACCCCAAGUCGGUUCAUCGGGACCGGACGGACCCUUUGGAUCAAACGGACCCACAGGACCCAACGGACCCACAGGACCCAACGGCCCGAACGCACCCAAUGGACCUAGCGGGCCGAAUGGACCAAAUGGGCCAUUUGGUCCAAGUGGUCCCAACGGACCCUCUGGUCCAAUUGGAUCCAACGGUCCCUUUGGGCCAAAUGGUCCGAACGGUCCCUUUGGGUCAAAUGGACCAAACGGGCCAUCAGGGCCAAAUGGACCGAAUGGGCCAUCAGGGCCAAAUGGACCGAACGGGCCAUCUGGACCAAUCGGACCGUUUGGGCCAAGUCAAGCAACACAAGGCUCUCAGCGCCCUCCGGCUGGAUCCAACUCGCAAGGGCCCGACGCGUACCCCGGGCCUGAAGGACCAGAUGACGAUAAUCAGACACCUGUUGCCCCAGACGGCGACUACGGUCAGCGACCAAGUCCGAGACCCCCUCGCCCAGGGUCCGCUUCCCAACAGGGCUAUCCAUCCACGCCUCAGAGGCCAGGACCUUACAACCCAAGUGGAGAGUCAUCGCAGUCGUGUGGGCCAGGCACCGGUUUUCCGUGCAGUUCUACAGGGUUGCCCGGGCAGUCGCCUUUUGGCCCUGCUCAGCCCAUGAGGCCAUCAACAGGGUACCCGUCUCAGCCACCAGCAUACCCCAGCAGCCCAGCGUACCCUUCUACCCCAGCUCGACCCACGUACCAGCAAUCAUGCGGGCGGCCAGGAUCUCCGGGUUGCGAAGCCUCAACACCAAGCCAGUCCACACCUUCUGGGUACCCGUCAAGACCAACAAAUCCUGCCUCGCCGUUUGGAUUUUCAACUACGCCCAGGCCAUCACCCCCCGAUUCAAGCAACCCUUCUGAAUCUUCGUCUGCGCCGGCAUACCCUACUCGGCCGCCAAACCCCUUCUCCCCAUCUGCGCCAUCUGGCCCUGGUGGGUAUCCGACCAGGCCCUCUUCGUCUCCAUCACGACCUACAACAUCGCCUUUUGGAUCAACUCAGCCCAAUGGUUAUCCGAGCAGUCCUCCGCCGUUUGCAUCGUCUUCCUCGCCAUCGCGUCCUUCAAAUGGUUAUCCCAGCGGUCCGUCGUCGCCAUCACAGCCACCGCGUCCAUCGAAUGGUUAUCCCAGUGGGCCGUCGCAACCAUCGCAGCCAUCGCGUCCACCAAGCGGGUACCCGAAUGGGCCAUCGCAGACAUCGCGUCCACAAAGUGGAUAUCCCAAUGGACCAUCACAGCCAUCAAGUAAUUAUCCCAGUGGGCCGUCACAGCCACCGCAAGCAUCGCGUCCACAAAGUGGUUAUCCCAGUCGGCCCUCGCAGACCUCUCGUCCAUCAAGUGGAUACCCCAGUGCGCCAGUAUCGCAACCCCCACAGCCAUCGAGUCCAACAAGUGGUUAUCCAAGUGGGCCGUCGCAGCCAUCAAGUGGUUAUCCCAGCGGGCCGGCCCCACCGUCGCGUCCGUCAAGUGGUUACCCCAACGGACCGUCACCGCCAUCGCAGCCAUCGCGUCCAUCAAGUAGCUAUCCUAGUAGCCCUUCGCCGUUUGAAUCAACUUCCUCGCAGCCAUCCCAGCCGUCGAGUGGCUACCCUAGUGGACCAUCAGCACCCGCACAGCCAUCGCGUCCGCCUACUAGUUAUCCAAGCGCGCCGUCUUCACCUUCUCAGCCAUCAGUGCCAUUUAAUGGUUAUCCCAACGGUCCGCCAUCGCCUUCGCAACCAUCACGCCCACAACCUGCUAGGCCAUUAGGCCCAACACCGUCACCGUUUGGACCUACACGUCCGUCGAGCGUAACUCCGGCUCAACCAUCACGACCGUCUGGUGGAUACCCGAGCGGUCCAUCGUCACCCUCGCCAUUUGAAACGAACUCACCAGAAGAGCCGUCCGGUCCGUCGGGGCCUUCGUCACCUUACCCCAGCGGCCCGUCAUCGCAGUUCCCGUACUCACCCUCACCGUUUACCCCAGCCUCACAAACUAAGCCUUCCUCCUCCCGUCCGUCUUACCCGAGUGGACCGUCAAAUUAUCCGUCCACGCCUUCUGGAUUCCCUUCGUCUACACAGGCCCCUCCGCUACCUCAGAGUACCCAGAGGCCUUCAUUCCCGUCUCGACCAUCUACUGAAUAUCCGAGCGGGCCUAGCUCCAGCGCAUAUCCCACUGGGCCGGCGCAGCCCUCUGGUUACCCGGUACAACCUUUAGUGCCUUCCCGCCCAUCUGUUUACCCCACAGAGGGUCCUGCAGGAGCAAACACGCCGCCUUCUUAUCCCUCGGGCCCUUCUUCUCCGUCCUCGUCUUCUCCAUUCGGUCCUAGUUCUCCAGCAUCUUCCCAACCACCAGCAAGGCCAUCUGGUUAUCCCAGUGGCACGCAGGCCCCGCGGCCAGGGCAACAACCUUCUCGCCCUGCCUCAGGCUACCCCGGCUCUUCUCCUUCCACCCCUUCACCGUUCUUACCGCCGUCGCCUUCCGCAGUGUACCCAAUCAGACCUUCAGGAGCCCAACCAAGCAGCCCGUCAUGUGGUCAAACGCCUUUCGGAUCGCUGUGCCCAUCCGAACAAACACGGCCUCCUAGCAGCGAGUCAACUCCGUCCCGACCCUUCCCACAACGCCCGUCCAGCCCUGCUCCGUAUCCGUCGUCGCCCUUACCCUCGCCAGGUCAGGGCUGCAGCUCUUCGGGUAGUUACAAUUGCAGACCGACCUCAGGCACGCCCAGUGCACCUGGAAGACCCUCAUUUGGCCAACCAUCUCGCCCUGCAGUUCCUUCUGGCUAUCCCAGUGCACCUGGAAACUCGGCCUGUGGCACAGCGGCUAACCCCUGUGUAUCGGCACCAGCAGGUAAUCCUUUCACGUCCCCACCGCGCCCUGCAGGAUACCCCACACAGCCAUCAACAUCAGUGCCCCUAGGACCUUCAACUUCAUACCAGCCAACCCCUUCUGCUGGAUACCCGACCAGACCGACCUUCCAGCCGUCUUACACGAACAGACCCGGCUCCGGAUACCCAUCUGAAACACCAACCCGCCCACAACCCGCCCGGCCAACAGCUGGACCUCAGUAUCCUAUCCAGCCUCAAGAAGAGAAUCCCGGUCAGCCCUCUGAACCGAGCUCACCCGGCCAGUCACCUUUCCAGCCAGGGUCGUCUGGAUACCCUACCUUGCCGCCUUUUCCAUCUCCAUCCAGGCCUGCAAGUGGAUACCCAUCGAGCCCGUCUUCUACCCAGUAUCCAUCGGCGUUCACUAAACCGGUGAGGCCUGCAACUGGAUAUCCCAGCACUCCAUCCAGCGGGUACCCGUCUGGACCGGCCCAGCCAGCGUAUCCCUCAUCUACGUCCCAGCCCGAGGAACAACAACCACAACAGCCUGACGCCGGACUUGAGUCGCCUGCGUCACCACCAAGGCCUUUUUACCCAUCCUCGACGCCUGCCUACUCAAAACCGACUAGCACAGGUUCAAGCUGCAGCGAUUCGUCCGGUUUCGGGCCUGCGGCUGGAGAAGGGUGCAGUCCGUCUGGCCAGCCCUACGAAACGUCUAAGCCGGUUGGUUUCACCCGUCCGCCCGGCUCCACGUACCCUGACUACUCGCAGUCGGGCUACCCUGACGGACGGCCACCAGCAGGAUCAGCGAGUUUCGCUGAAGAUCCCCGUCCGGGCCGCCCCUCGUCCGCUGCUCCGUUCAGACCAACCCCUGCACCCAUUCAACAGUCUUACCGACCGACCACCCCGUCCCCUCUUCCACCGCAGCAGACGAGACCAACUUCCACACCACCGUUUUCGGGCUACCCGUCCAGCACUACGCCUAGUUCGAAACCAGUGGAACCUAGUUAUCAGCAGCCUUUGAGCCCUGCUAGUGGUUUUCCGUCUUAUCAGACAAGUGGCUCGACUCAGGCCCCUUUACAGCCUGAAAUAGUUCCCACAAGCCAGUUUUCGUCUCCCCUAAAACCAUCUCCCGGUGGGGAAGAUCAAUCUAACUACCCCGAGACAGGCACCGGUUCUAACGCAGAGUAUGGGCCAGAGGAACCCUCAGGGUCUGCUUACCCGGCGAAGCCAUUUGCUGGCCAACCAAUAAGCCAAGUGACAUACAAGCCUAGCUUCCCUCUGACACCCUCAUCGGUAGGUCCUAGCCUACCAGACAGUCCCGACGAAAACGCCAUUACAGAGCACCCAGAUGAACUCCUUCAAGGAAGUCACUCCCCUGACAAAAAACCAUAUCCCGUUUAUGUCAUUCCAUUCCCUGUAAAUAUAGUGCCGAGUCCAUCUUCUUGCCCUUGCUAUUUAGUUACACCAGGCAAUCAGAGCUCCAAUAGUUCUCCACCUCAGGCCGUUUCACAGAUCCCACCUGUUCCGGCGUACAGUGGCCAAGGCCAACCGUACGGUAUUAUUGGUUACAUCCCUGUAGUUUUCUAUCCAUACUGCCCUGGAAACGAGACGAACCACGAGGCCAUUCAGCCUAUGUUCCCAUCCGCUGUGUCAGUACCUUAUCCAUGCAAUCAGUGCCAAAACCCUUCGCCAGCCCCGCCGACCGAAUCACGGCAACAGCUUGCAUACGGCCAAAGGAUGAGUUACCAGCCGAGAGGACAAGCUAGAUCCCGCCGCUACCAGCAGCAAAACCAACAAAACUCAUUUCAACAAGUAAUGAAUCAGGCUAAUAUUGAUAUGACAGGUAUUGCCCGCGCGCCUCACCGGAGAAAGGUAGCUUAUGGGCGGAGAAUCCGAUCAAAGAAGGUUAAUAGGGAUUCGGCGUAAUAGAAAUAACACGCAGUUAAUUUAGUGUACUUGAAAGUGAUUCAAAUGUGCCACAACAAAGUAGAAUAGAUAUUGUAAAAUUGCUACCUCCUUCCUUGUAAACAAAAUGUAUCCGAAGAAAGUAGAGGUCGCCUCGUAACCUUCUGAUUUAAGUUUGUUAUCGUGUUUCUCAUAGCUUUAAGUCGUCGCUCAUUCAGUCUACAGAUAUUCAACAUGUACUGCGACUGACGAUUUAGUCUGUUUAGCAGCAGUGUGAAAGAAUGUCAAUGAUAUUAGCCUGGUAGUAAUUGUGAUGGCUUUCUGCGUAAAGUGUUAACGGUAUCUUAUCAUGAUUAGGUCUGGACACGGCAUUCAGAACGAAUUUUAUGAGAUGGCUAUGCCGUUCUAUACAUUAUUAUAAUUUUGUAGAUCGACACUUUUAACGCAACCAGGAAAACAUGUGUCGGUUCAUAGAUUUACUGCUAUAUCCGAUGAUUAAUUAUUUCGGUUGAAACUCUUAGGAUGCUCUUUUUUUUUUUUCAAAAAAAAACAAACAAGUGGUACCCCGCGUCAAAACCUACGUUUUUUUUUACUUUUACGCCAUGUAGCUUUUCACGGUAAAAACAACGUCCAGGUUUUCAAGAAGGUUUGGAAAAACACAACGUUGUCAUGUAUUUUAUUUUAAUCAUUGGGGUCGGUUGGCUGCUUGGAAACCUGGACGUCGGUUUUGCCGUGCUCAUAUAGAGUUUUAUAUUAUUUAUAAGAUUUAAAGAGGUGUACGGAUGAAGGGGAUAAAGAACUUUUUGCUGUUCAAACGGUCUUUUGUGCUUAAACAUGUUCGUCUUAGAACACAUUAAGUGACUUUGGCAUGUAGAAGGCCGUUAUGCCUUCUAGACGUCGAAUGAACUUGUGUUCUAAUUGGAAUGUGUUCCACCGUGAAUGGAAUCAAGUUCAUUUCGAACGCCCGUCCUUCAGUUGUAUGGCUUGUAUUCUGGAACACGAUAUUUCACGAUGGUGGAUGUUUAUCGAUAUUUCACCGUCAAACGUUUAAAAUUGUUAAGCCAUGUUAACUUUUGGAUGGACGGACUACUUGCCUUAAAAUAUUUAUUUAGCCAAACAUUUAUAGUGAAUUCAAUUGACUACGUCAGGAUGGUAUUUGUAUCCUACUCAUGUCGAUGGCAUAUGUAUUGAUGUUGAAUAAGAAACAAAAAUAUUCCUUUUAUGAAAUUGAUGAAAUCAAUAAAUUAUUGAGACUGUUCCGCGAAUCAAAUAUAUUCUUGUCCUGUGC